Molecule: messenger RNA, 4671 nt
Organism: Cyprinodon tularosa
Lineage: Eukaryota; Metazoa; Chordata; Actinopteri; Cyprinodontiformes; Cyprinodontidae
Gene: fyco1a
Product: FYVE and coiled-coil domain autophagy adaptor 1a
Exons: 18
Coding region: 138-4652 (1504 amino acids)
Biological process (GO): plus-end-directed vesicle transport along microtubule; positive regulation of autophagosome maturation
Cellular component (GO): late endosome; autophagosome; lysosome
Molecular function (GO): metal ion binding
Source: RefSeq, a predicted model, not a curated record
UUAUUUCUAUCAAUCACGUGGCUCUCAAGCUCUUUGACUGCUCAGGGCUCAACGUUAUGGUCUUAACUCAUAUCUAAAAAAAACUGAUUGGAUGCGACCCAGCUACUCCUAGUUGCCAGGGAGCAGGAAGAGCAGCCAUGGCAGUCGGGGAGAGCCAGCUCCAAAGGAUUAUCCGAGAUCUGCACGAUGCUGUUGCAGAGCUCGCAAAAGAGUACAAGGAAAGUGGGGAGCCAAUCACAGAUGACAGCACCAGUCUGCACAAAUUCUCCUAUAAACUGGAGUAUCUGCUACAGUUUGACCAAAAGGAGAAAACCACUUUUCUGGGCACUAAGAAAGACUACUGGGAUUACUUCACUGAUUGUUUGGCAAAGAUCAAAGGAGCCAAUGAUGGCAUUCGUUUUGUGAAAUCCAUUUCUGAGCUGAAGACGUCUUUAGGAAAGGGACGAGCUUUCAUCCGCUACUCCCUGGUUCAUCAGCGAUUGGCUGACACGCUGCAGCAGUGCUUGAUCAACAAGAGAGUCACCAGUGACUGGUACUAUGCAAGAAGUCCCUUUUUGAAGCCACACCUUAGUGCUGACAUAAUAAAUCAUCUGUACGAGCUCAACGAGGUGCAGUUUGAUGUGGCUUCCAGAGGCCAUGAUCUUGAUGCCUCCUGGCCAACAUUUGCAAGGAGGACACUAGGAAAUGCUAGUUCACCUGGCCACAUGUGGAAACCACCAAGUCGCAGUUCCAGUAUCAAUAGUCUGGCCAGUUCUUACUCUCAGCAAGCGCCUGAGUGUGCCUCCAGCCCAGACUAUGGGCAUAGUUUAUUGAAUGAUCUGAAUGAUUCCCUACCAGCCUGCAUGGAAGAUAGCAACACAGUUGAAGACCUUCGCUUGGAGCUCGAUCAGUCUGAGCUAAAGCAAAGAGAUCUCCUUGAUAAGGUUCAGCAGCUUGGCGAGGAGUCUGCCGAGAUGAAAGGAGUAAUUGAAGAGCUUCAGAGUCAGCUCAAUGUGUCGCUUGCCGCUCAAGAAGGGCACCUGCGCUUGCAGGAAGAACUCAGAGACUUGCAGGGGAGAGAAGUUGCUCUAUCCUGCCAGGUGGAAGCUCUUAGAGCUGAGGAAAAGGCAAAGGAAACACAGCAUGCCUCACUUCAGGAAAAGCUGGCUGCUGCCGAGCAAAAGAACAUAGAGCUCAUGGCCAAAUUGGAUGGGAUUCUAGAUGAGAAAGGCCAGCAGGCUGCCAGUUAUUUUGAUUCAGCGCAGAAGAUUCACGAGUUGUUAGACAAGUUAAAGGAGGCAGAGAAAGGGAAGAUGGAAGCUUUAGCUGAGAUGGAGGAGAACAGGAGACGGGUAGAGAGGCUGCGAGAGGAGGCAAGAGUCAGUGAGGGGAAGUGGAAGGAGAAUGAAACAAAGCUUGAGGCAUUGCUGACUUCUUCUGAAGAGGACAAGGCCAAGUUGAAGGCAAAAGUGGAAGAACAGUCCAGUACUCUGGAAAAGCUUCAGGGGGACCUGGCGCUGAGAGAAACGGAGAUGAGCAGUCUGCAGAGAGAGUUGGAGGACUUGAAAGGAUCUCUAGAAAAGAAAGAACAUGAUUUAGAGGAGGUGAAGAGGAGGGCAAAGCAAGAAAAAGAAGAGAUGCAGAAAAUUUUAGAUAAUUCAAAUGAGUCUUUAGAAGCUAAAGUUAAUGAACUUUCUCUGCAGCUUACAAACAAAGAAGCAGAGCUAAGCUCCAGCAGUGAGACACUACAAAAGCUAGAAACCAAGAACAAAAUGCUGAUUACAGAAAGGGACGAACUGACCGCUAGCCUAGAUCAGUACCAGGCAAAGAUCAGAGAACAGGUGGAGGACUACCAGAGGAAAUGUGCCAGCUUACAGGAAAUAAAAGAGAAGCUGGUGAGCAGAAAUGAGGAGCAGGAAAAGGAGAUGGCAGAGAACAGAAAGGUGCUUGAGGCUGAACUGGUAGCUUUAAGAGCUUCUGAGAAACAGCUGCGAGGUCAGGUGGAUGAUGCCAAGAUGACGGUGGAUGAAAAAGAGAAAUCUCUCCGUGAGGAGAACCGCAGUCUGGAUGAGAGUCUGCAGCGGGCCACAAUGGCUGCAAACAAAUCAGAGAGUACAGCAAAGCGGCUGGAGCAGGAGAACCAGACUCUGAGGGAGGAGCAGGACAACUUAAAGGCAACACUAACUCGGUUAGAGAUGGACUUGAAAAAUGCUCACGUUCAGAUCAGAGAACUGGAAAAAAACUUGGCUGCUUUAAACACUAAAGAGGUCAGUCUUCAAGAACAACUCAAUACAAAAGAAGAGCAGAUGGAAAACAAAGAUAAGGAAGUUGUUAAAUUGAUGUCAAUGUUAAAAGAAUUGGAGGCAAAGGAGAAAGAGUCUGAGAUAGCCAAAGCAAAGGCAGAAGCAACUUGUGCUAAACAGGCAGAACUGAUAGAAAGGAUAACAUCAGAGAAGCAGACAAUGGAGACGUUACAACUAGAGAGGAGCUCAGCCCAAGCAAAGGAGAGCCAGGAACUGAUUGCUAAGGUAAAUGUAGUUGAAAGCCAGUUGGAAGUUAGAACAAAGGAUGUUUCCAGGCUCCAGGAAGAAAUCCUGGACCUGAAAGUGCAAGUGCAGAGAUCUGAGGAGGAAAAACUGAAAUCUCAAGCACAGCUGGAGUUGACAGAGGCCCAAAGAGAUGAGCUCAGGUCUCUUACUGAGCAGCUUAAAUCCCAAGCAGAGGGACUGAACCAGAGGCACAUGGCAGAGCUCCUGGACUGUAAAAAGAAAGAAGAGGCAUUGGUUCACCAGUGUGAUCGAGAAGUAGCUGCCUAUGCGGAGUUAUCUAAUUCUUCCGCUGCCAUUCGGGAAGAGCUUGCUGCCAUCAAAGCAGAAAACGGCAAGCUGGCCUCAGAGAACACAGAGAUCCGUGAGGCUUUGCACAGAGCAAACACAGAGAUGGCAGAGCUGGGGAUGACCAUCUGUAAGCUGAACGCAGAGAGGGAAGAAGCAAGCGAACACUUAACAGCUGAUGCUGCUAGGAUUGAAGAGUUGGAGAAAGAAGUGGAGCGGAUUGAGAAGUGUGUGAAUGACUUACGGCAGGAGAACAACCAUUUACGGGAGGAGCUGACGCAGAAGGAGUCCCUGCCUGGGACUAUUGAGGAGCUCCAAGAGGAGCUGGAAAAAGCCAAAAACCAAGUGCGCAGCGUUAAGGACUGCUGCCGAGAGGAGAUGGAUGCUGUCAAGUUCCAAAUGAGCUCUGAGACCAUGAACCAUCAGGUUCAAAUAAAGGCUUUGACUGAAAAUUUGGAGAAAGUUUCUGCACAGCUGGAGGAGGAGCAAAAAAUAGUUUCCAGCUUGGAAGAGGAAGUGUCUGAACUCAAGGCUGUGAAUGAAAAAUACUUGCAGCUGAUUGGUGAGAAAGAUGCUUACAUCACACAGGCGGAAGCCACCAUCCGUGAGAAUGAAGACGAAAUUCAGCAACUGAGAACCUCUGUAACCAGUUCUGAAGAGGCACACUUGGCUGCUCAAACCAUGUGUGAGGAACUCGAGCAGAAACUUGAAGCAACAGAGUCUGAGAAACAAAGUCAAUAUCUGAAGAUGGGUGCAGAGAUUGAGGACCUCAACAAUACGAAGAUUAACCUGGAGGAGAGGCUUAUUGAGCUUAUAAAGGACAAAGAUGCCCUGUGGCAGAAGUCUGAUGCUUUGGAGUUUGAGCAGAAACUGCGAGCUGAGGAGCAGUGGUGGUUGGUGGAUAAGGAGGCCACUCACUGUCUGGGCUGCAAUGGUCAGUUCACCUGGUAUCUGCGCAGGCAUCACUGCAGACUCUGUGGCCGCAUUUUCUGCUAUUACUGCAGUAACAACUUUGUCAUGACAAAGCACAGCGGGAAGAAGGAGCGCUGCUGCAGCGACUGCUGCAAACAGCACAGUACAGUGGUAGAGAGGUUCACAGAGGCAGAUGCGAGUCCUUCGGAUACGCAGCCACCCCCAGCCGCUGCUGAACCCCAGCUUCCUCCGCAGCCGCCUCCAUACAAGGAGACUUCCGGAGGAACUGUUUCUGAGCCCAGUAGCAGAUCUGACGAUGGAGGUUAUGACAUCAUCACAGAAGAGGAGGUGAAUGACGUCUACAACAGCGAUAGUAACUCUCAGACCACCGGAGGCUCUCUGGAGGAAGAUCAAGAGCACCAGCAUCCAGGAGCACAUGAAACAGGUCCUGGAGAUGUGACCCCUGAUGAAGACGGUGUCCCCACGGUUCAAGAUGCAGAGAUUAACCUCCUCAGAUCAGGGGAAGUCACAGCCACUGUCCCUCUGAGCAUUGAUGACAUUUCACAGUUUGGUGACGGCUCCAGGGAGCUCUUUAUCAAGUCCAGCUGCUAUAGUACCAUUGAUGUAACUGUGACAGAAUGUGGGACGAGUAUUGGCUGGAUGUUCUCCUCCGAGCCCAAGAGUAUCUCCUUCAGUGUGGUUUACCGGGAAUCCAGUGAAAGUGAGGUGGAACAGUCAAAGGUUCUGAUUUCUCUGACUCGUUGCAAUUCCCAUAAGGAGACAGUUCAGGGACAACUGAAAGCACGACACCCAGGCCUCUACACACUCAUCUUUGACAAUUCCUUCUCCAGGUUUAUCUCCAAGAAAGUGUUUUACCACUUGACCAUGGAGAAGCCUGUAAUCUACGAUGGAAGUGAUGGACCUUGAAGCUUUGUGGUACUGAGUG